This is a messenger RNA of Owenia fusiformis, 2205 nucleotides long. Lineage: Eukaryota; Metazoa; Annelida; Polychaeta; Sabellida; Oweniidae. The record is from the annotation of a GenBank genome assembly.
CGUUUAUACUGUAUUAUAAGCCAUAGUGAUCAAUAUUCAACAUCCAUAGAACACCAUCCCAUAGUGGUAGAGCUUAGAUAUCAUAGACAAAAGAUCCCGCCGUUGUCAUGGAGAUCCUAAUGAUUGGCAGCUAGUCCCGCCCUUCGCAGCGUGUUCCCUGCUAGGAGAAAAUCAUCGAUAUAAAAUAUGGUGUGUCCCGGGAGCAGGAUCAUAAGGGACUUCUGGAACGCUAGGAGUGAACACUAAUAAUUCGUUUACAAUAAACCCACAAUACAGCAAUAUACUAUAAAUUGGAAUAUUCAAAAUGUGCAUUCUUAAGACUCAAUUCGGAGAUGAGAUUCGUAUAUAUUAACAAAGUCAACAUAUGAACGUCGUAUAGUUUGAGAAAUACCAUUUAUCAGAAUUAUUUCGAUUGAAUUGGAGGUAUCGAUGAACAGUUAGAAUAGAAAGAUCCGAUUAGUAAUACCGAGGCCGAAUACAAUUUAAGAAAGGGAGUAGUGUAGCCGCAGUUAAAGAUUCGUACUCAAAGAUGCACGACCAAAAGUUUAUGCAAUGUGCUGGAUGCGAGGACCCAAUUCUUGACAGAUUUUUAAUGAAUGUGCUUGAAAGGACUUGGCAUGCGAAGUGCGUACGUUGUUCAGAUUGCACCGCUGCCCUUACGGACAAAUGUUACGUUAGAGACGGCAAAUUGUUUUGUCGUGAAGACUUUUUCAGACGAUAUGGUACUAAGUGCAGUGGUUGUUCCUCAGGAAUAUCUCCAAAUGAUUUGGUACGCCGGGCUAGGAACAGAGUUUACCAUCUGAAAUGCUUCACGUGUAUGGUGUGUAGAAAACAGAUCUCAACGGGAGAAGAACUCUACGUACUAGAUGAGAAUAGAUUCAUUUGUAAAGAAGAUUAUCUGAAAAGUACAUAUGCAGGGUCUGAUAACGAAGACAACACAAACGAUGACGUUAACAGUGUAAACGCUUAUCCAACUAUCGCCACGCCACCAAUGGAAAAUGUAUCACAAACAAAAGAAGUUAUUUCAUCGGCGGACGAACUUACUAAAGACUCUACUGAAAUAGAAAACAACAAUAAUAUCCCUGAUGAUGAAUUGACGAUAAAGGAAGAAGAUGAUAUCGAUGCCGAUAGCACCAUUGCUGGGGAAGGUCAGGAUAACUCUGCAGGAGGGAAGCGCAGAGGGCCGAGAACAACGAUUAAAGCAAAGCAGCUUGAAACCCUUAAAUCAGCAUUCACUGCCACGCCUAAGCCAACACGUCACAUACGCGAGCAGUUGGCGAAAGAAACAGGUCUUUCGAUGAGAGUUAUACAAGUUUGGUUCCAAAAUAGAAGAUCUAAGGAACGAAGAAUGAAACAACUAAGUGCUAUGGGUUCACGAAGACAUUUUUUCCGCAAUCCACGGAGGAUGCGUGCGCUUCGGACAGGAUUAUCACCCACCGAAUUCGGUGACAGUCCCGACAUGAUGGAUUACAACUACUACCCAGAAAACGCAAGAGAAGAGAUGUACGCAAACUAUCCCCCGGGUGGCUAUGAAUAUUUCCCAGGUCAGCAAGGAGACCACAGUUCAAUGAACUUCAUGCCAGAGUCCGGGGCUCCUGUUACAAUGAUGGACAGUAGAGCAAUGCACCCUGCUACAGGUCCGCCAAUGGGCAACACAGCUUAUAACCAGGAUAUUCUUCCGCCUCAAACCUCUUCCCCCAGCUGCAGUCCGGAUCCCGCGAUGCACGAAAAUUUGAACGAGAGUAUGACAUAUGAGAACAAUAUUCUUGGAAAUGACUACGGUCAUCCGCAGCCUCCCCAAGAAUUACCACCUCAAGAAGCCUGGCGAUAGUUUUAUGUCAUAUCUUAACGUUUCUAUGAAUUGACUAGACCACAAUAAAGGUCUCCUUGAAUUACUUUGUUCUUGAUUCGAGAACUCCAAGAAGCAGUGGGGCCCAGGAUUACGACAAUCUGUUCAUUUUAUUACAAUAGAAUAAAUGCGAGGGGUAGCCAUAAACCGAGCAUGUGUAAGCCUACGAGGUAUGACAAUUGUGUACUUUCCUUAGAUAACUGAUUUACUGUGCCCAUGGCCAUUAUCCCACCGGAAUAGCCUGACAACGGUAAAGUCAGAUACCGUUGUCACAAAUGGCGGACAUAACCGUCGCUUCAAUUAGAUUUUCAUGAACAACAAUCAAUCAAAGUGUCUUUAUACUCAUUGAACAGGUA